Messenger RNA from Ostrea edulis (European flat oyster), 5048 nucleotides. RefSeq names its product dihydropyrimidine dehydrogenase [NADP(+)]-like. Gene Ontology annotation, biological process: uracil catabolic process; thymine catabolic process. Gene Ontology annotation, cellular component: cytosol; cytoplasm. The transcript has 23 exons. Lineage: Eukaryota; Metazoa; Mollusca; Bivalvia; Ostreida; Ostreidae. The record is from RefSeq and is a predicted model, not a curated record. Gene Ontology annotation, molecular function: iron-sulfur cluster binding; uracil binding; NADP binding. Bases 202 to 3312 code for a protein of 1036 amino acids.
GCCUUGAACGUGGAAAACGUAAGUGACCACCUUUUGUGCCGAUUUGACCAAGCGACCAAAUUAACGAGCUGCGAUUUGACCGGGUGUACAAGUGAUUUCGUAGUACACGGAUGUAUUCCCAUUGGUCACACCUACACAGUUGGACCAAUGAGAACAUUUGGCGUCCGUCCAUCAACAUUAUCAGAAUCCUAAACCAAGAACAUGGAAUCUCGGAUGGUUAGCAGAGAUGUACCAGAUAUUGAGAACUUGCUGGCUUUGAAUCCUAAAGUGACCAAGUAUGCCAACCUUGUAUCAAGCACAGAAACCAAGGAGAACAAGAAACACUGGAAGCGCAACUCUGCCAAAGGUUGCUCAGACUGUCCGCCUCGAACUAACAAUUUUGACGACAUCAAACACACUACACUGAGUGAGCGAGGGGCUCUCAGAGAGGCAACCAGAUGUUUGAAAUGUGCAGAUGCUCCUUGUCAGAAGAGCUGUCCAACCCAGCUAGAUAUCAAAUCUUUCAUCACCAGUAUUGCAAACAAGAACUAUUACGGUGCUGCAAAGGCAAUAUUUUCGGACAACCCCCUUGGUUUGACCUGUGGAAUGGUCUGUCCAACCUCUGACCUCUGUGUGGGAGGAUGUAACUUGUACGCCGCAGAGGAGGGUCCCAUUAACAUUGGAGGAUUGCAGCAGUUUGCUACUGAGAUUUUCAAAGCCAUGAAGAUCCCCCAGAUAAGGGACCCCUCCCUGCCUCCUGCAGAGGAGCUCCCAGACAGCUACAAGGCUAAAGUGGCACUACUUGGCUGUGGACCAGCCAGCAUCAGCUGUGCCACAUUCCUAGCCAGGCUUGGUUACACAAAUCUGACCAUAUUUGAGAAAUACAAUUACAUUGGAGGACUGAGUUCUGCAGAGAUCCCCCAGUAUAGGUUGCCAUAUAGUGUGGUCGACUUUGAGGUUGAACUUGCCAAAGAUCUUGGAGUCAAAGUGGAGAAAGGGAGAUCACUCAGUACAUCUGAUAUCACUGUUCAGAAGUUGAAGAAAGAGGGAUAUGAGGCUGUAUUUUUGGGCAUAGGUUUGCCUGACUCAAAGAAGAUACCUAUAUUUGCUGAUUUGAAGGAAUCGAUGGGGUUCUUUACAUCAAAAGAUUUCCUUCCGAAAGUUUCUGCUGCAAGCAAAGCAGGAAUGUGCAGCUGUAAGACCAAACUACCACAGUUAUCUGGUAAAGUGAUAGUACUAGGAGCUGGAGACACUGCAUUUGACUGUGCGACCUCAGCCCUGAGAUGUGGUGCAAAGAGGGUCUAUGUAGUGUUCAGAAAAGGAUUCACUAACAUCAGAGCUGUUCCGGAAGAGAUGGACCUGGCAAAGGAGGAGAAAUGUGAAUUCUUGCCCUUCUUGGCUCCCAGAAAGGUGAUGUCAAAGAAUGGAGUUAUCACAGGAAUGGAAUUUGUCAGGACAGAGCAGGAUGAUGAAGGAAACUGGACGGAAGAUGAGGAAGAAAUCAUCCGCAUAAAAGCCAACUAUAUCAUCUCAGCUUUUGGUUCAGGCCUGACAGAACAUGAUGUUCUUGAGGCGAUGAGUCCAGUCAAGGUGAACAAAUGGGGACUACCUGAGGUGAAUUCCAAGACCAUGCAGACCAGUGAACCCUGGGUAUUUUGUGGAGGGGAUCUAGCAGGGGUGGCACAGACAACUGUGGAAUCUGUGAAUGAUGGAAAACAGGCAUCGUGGCAUAUCCACAAAUAUCUUCAGGCAUUGCAUGGAAUUCCUAUUCCUGCCACUCCAUCUCUUCCCAAGUUUUACACCGCCAUUGAUCAGGUUGACAUCAGUGUGGAGAUGUGUGGGAUAAAGUUUCCCAAUCCAUAUGGCCUGGCCAGUGCUACCCCCACUACCAGUAGUACCAUGAUCAGACGGGCAUUUGAAGCUGGAUGGGGAUUUGCAUUGACCAAAACAUUUUCUCUUGACAAGGAUAUUGUGACUAAUGUGUCUCCACGAAUUGUGAGGGGGACAACUUCGGGCCACAUUUAUGGACCAGGACAAGGAUCAUAUCUCAACAUCGAGCUGAUCAGUGAGAAGACUGCAGCCUACUGGUGCCAGAGCAUCACAGAACUCAAAAAGGACUUCCCUCAACAUAUUGUAAUAGGAAGUAUCAUGUGCAGCUAUAACAAAGAGGACUGGACUGAACUAGCCAAAAUGGCAGAGGUAGCUGGGUCUGAUGCCCUGGAAUUAAAUCUUUCUUGUCCCCAUGGUAUGGGAGAAAGAGGAAUGGGUCUGGCAUGUGGGCAGGACCCUGAAUUGGUUAGAAACAUUUGUCGCUGGGUGAGAGAGGCUGUCAAAAUACCAUUCUUCGCCAAAUUGACCCCAAAUGUCACCAGCGUUGUUUCCAUUGCCAAAGCAGCAUAUGAAGGUAAUGCUGAUGGAGUAACAGCCACAAACACAGUGUCUGGCUUGAUGGGACUGAAAGGAAAUGGAGUUGCUUGGCCGAAUGUUGGCAAGGCACAGCGCACAACCUAUGGUGGCAUGUCAGGAAAUGCCAUUAGACCAAUCGCUCUCAGGGCGGUGACAGCCAUUGCCCGGGAGUUGCCAGGAUUCCCCAUACUGGCCACAGGUGGCAUUGAUUCAGCAGAGGCUGGGCUUCAGUUCCUGCAGGGUGGAGCCACUGUUCUGCAGGUGUGCAGUGCUAUACAUAACCAGGAUUACACCCUGAUAGAAGAUUACAUUAUAGGACUGAAGACCCUUCUGUACCUCAGGAGUGUGGAGGAACUAUAUAACUGGGAUGGACAGAGUCCUCCUACUGCACCUCAUCAAUUGGGAAAACCAGCACUGAAGGUCAAGGACAUAAUUGGAGAGAGCCUUCCAUCAUUUGGACCAUACCUGGCCAAGAGAGAAGCCAUGAAGGAUGAUAUUUACAAGAAGAUAGAUCUACUGAGUGAAGAAAACAUGCCAGAGCCUCAAAGACCUGCUCAUGCUCCAAAGAAAACCAUACCCAGUGUCAAGGAUGUGAUUGGUCUGGCUGUGUCCAGGAUUGGAACAUAUGGAGACUUGAAUAACCAGGAGCAGGUGGUGGCUCUGAUUGAUGAGGAUAUGUGUAUUAAUUGUGGGAAGUGUUACAUGACUUGCAAUGACUCCGGAUAUCAGGCCAUUAAGUUCAAUGCACAGACACAUCUACCCACUGUCACGGAUGAUUGCACAGGUUGUACUCUUUGUCUGUCUGUGUGUCCAAUCAUUGAUUGCAUCACCAUGGUACCCAAGACAACACCUUAUGUACCAAAACGUGGCAUACCUCUGAACACUGGGAAAAAUUUGCUGCCUGCAGUAACAUUGGAGACAAAUUAAAAAUGAAAUUAUGAUUUUUGUUUCGCUAACUUCCUCAUUAUUGUGCUCAAGUUAUAAUGAAAUACUGUAUGGUGACAUCAGCUGCUUGCUCUUGUCAGACUAAUAGACUUUUGAAGUAUUUUAUUCAUUGUAUUCAAUUUUUCUAUCCAGUUGUGAUAUUCUCAUUUGGUGCUAUAAAAAACAUUAUUCUUUUUUCUUCUUCAAAUUCUUAUGAUGUACAAUGUAUCAACAUGAAGUCAAAAUCAGGUUUUCUUUGAUGCAGAAAUAAAAAGAAUUUUUCAGCCAAUCAAAAUCACCAUAAUUUCAUCAAGACAAUAAAUAUUAAAUGAUUCUUGAAUCAAUGAUUUACUACAGGACUCAUGUGUUAGUAUCUUUGCCGGUGAAAAAACAGCACUAACUUAGGAUUGUGCUAAAUAAUGAUAAUCUUUUAUUUAUCCAUACUCAAACACAGAAUAAGCACUUAUAAUAUGCUGAAGGAAGUAUAUAGGAUUUCCUGCUAGAAUAGCACAAUGCUUUGUAAGACAUUUGAUAUUCAGUAGAUUUAUUCAAUAUAUUUCUCUCCAAUAAUAUGUGUGUGAAGAUUUUUUCAUAAUUUGGUGGUGGAAGUAAAUAUCCAUGAAAAGUAAAAGUUUCUGCCAAAAUUUCUUGUACUGAGACAAUCAACCUCAAAUUGUUAAUUUUCAAUACUGUUAUUAUCAAAUCAGGGUGUGAUAUUUUUUUUUUAUUAUUUGUUUUAUAUUAUAUAUUGCAUGUACAUACAUACACAUGUAUACAGAGAUUUUAUUUAAAAUUUUUAGUUGUUGGUUACCGGACUCUGAGCCAAUUUUUCACAUUUAGAUGUACAGUGUAGUAUAUAUCAAGGAUGUGAUUUUUCCUCUUUUCAGAGGAAAUUCUCUGAUUUGCUCAAUUUUUGAAAAAAUGAAACACUCGGGACAAAAGUGACAAAAAAUUAUAUUUUUCCAGGUAGGGUGAGGUGUUAUCCUCCCUUUUUGACCAGUUUUCCUCUGAUUUCCGAGGAAUCCCAGAUAUAUAUAUUUUACAAUUGAACUUGAGUAUCUCAAACAACGAUAUCUCAAAUACCAUGGAUAUGUCAAAGUGAUUCGGAAGUCCCAACCACUUAUUCUUUUACCCUCGAAAUCUCUCCGUCCCAUCGAGUUCAAGAUAACGAGGUUUGAUUGUAUAUGUAUAUGUUUUAUCCAGUAUGUAUUCAUUAGUAUUUGUAGCAUUAUGAAUGUAUUGUUUUGCUUGAAAUCCAUGGUUUUUGAUUGAAUUUCAUUGUUUUGUUUGAAAUACUAAUCAAACCCAAAGAACUUCUUAUCCAGUAGAUUGAUAAGUGUACAUAGGUAUUUUUUCAAUAGCUGGUCUACAUCGACAAUAUUUUUUGCUAAAUCAAAUAAACUAAUGUACCACAUACAUGAUUUCUUUCUUUGUCUGAUGGAUAUGUCGGCGUUCGUAAAUACCAGAAUGCCACGGAGAAGGCUGAAGGAUUUUUUUUUUUAAAAUAUACAUGGUAAAAAUUUGGUAGUAAAUGUUAUGCAUGCAUUGAUUUUUUUGUUUUUUGUGAUUCACAUUCAUUGCCCAAAUAUAAAUUUGCUUUGUGAAUAUGUGAUUGUGUUACCCCAGGAUUUAUAGACGUAUGUACACCAUAUUAUUAUUAUACUAGUGUUGGAGUCCAGGACACAUACUGGCUACUGUGUUUUGUUUAUUUAGCCAAAUAAAGUCUUGCAUAUUGACAA